AUCCACAACUCCGCAACUCCGCACUCCUCGAGAACGAAGCGCGCCAACAGUACGACUAUUGCAUUCGCGGGAAGAUCGAGUUUUCGCACUCUGAUAAUCGAAACAGAACGUGUUCCGCAUUCGAAUACGAAAAAUCAGUACGCACACGACGUAACUCGAUUGAAGGAGAAUCGCAUCGUUGCAGCCAACGAGUCUUUCACCGACAGUCAAUCGCGAACAAUAUCUAAAUCGAGGAUAAGAACGGUGACAUCAUGGCGCAUCCAAAAAAAUUUAGGAAUUGCAUGUCGGAGAACAUGCUGACACUGUUGACGGUUCUCGGUGUUGUGGCUGGUGUAAUGCUCGGAUUUAUUCUAAGAAACUCCAGAGACGAGCCAUGGACAAAGCGCGAGAUUAUGUAUAUCCAAUUUCCAGGAGAUAUAUUUCUGAGAAUGCUAAAGGCUCUCAUUUUGCCAUUGAUCGUCGCUAGUAUUAUCAGCGCGAUUGGUGGUUUGGAUCUGAAUUUAUCUGGAAAAAUCGGCGUGCGAUCGAUUUAUUAUUAUGCAUCGACAACGAUAUCUGCUGUGAUUCUUGGUAUAAUAUUAGUUCUCAUUAUUAAGCCUGGAGAGUUCAGUUCGCAUAGCUUAACUACAAAUGCGAAUACAACACCAACGAGGAAUGUUACAACUGUAGAUACGUUAUUGGACUUGGUCAGGAAUGUAUUUCCUCCGAAUCUUGUACAAGCUUGCGUUGCUCAAUAUCGUACGAUAUUACUAGAGCCAAAAAAUACAACAGGAGUAAAUAGUAUACAAGAUUGGGAAAUAUCUCAUCGGUAUGACGAAGGCACAAAUACUCUAGGAUUAGUUAUUUUUGGAAUUGUCUUUGGCAUAGCUCUCAGUAAAAUGGGAGAUGCUGGAAAACCUCUCUUAACAUUUUUCGACACUUUAGCCGAAGCAUCGAUGCUUAUAACUAAAUGGGUCAUAUGGGUUUCCCCCAUUGGUGUGUUCUUCCUUGUUACUUCGAAACUCUUAGAAAUUGAAGACAUUGGCGCUAUUGUAGGACAAUUAGGUUUAUACUUCGUCACGGUAUUACUAGGUUUGACUAUUCACGGUCUUGGAAGUCUUUCUCUUAUAUUUUUCAUUUGCACCAGAGAAUUGCCUUUUAAAUUGCUUGGAAAAAUGGGUCAAGUCUUGGCCACUGCGUUUGGUACAUCGUCAAGCACAGCUACCCUGCCAGUGACAAUUCAAUGUUUAGAUAAUAUCGGCGUAGAUCCUAGAAUUACAAGAUUUGUUGUUCCAAUCGGUGCCACCAUUAAUAUGGAUGGAACGGCGUUGUAUGAAGCUGUAGCGGCAAUCUUUAUAGCUCAAGUCAGAAAUGUUCCAUUGUCUAUUGGCAAUGUUAUCGGUGUUAGCAUAACAGCUACUGCGGCAAGUAUAGGCGCUGCAGGCAUACCACAAGCUGGUCUUGUUACGAUGGUUAUGGUUUUGGAUACUGUAGGUUUACCUGCCGAAGAUGUAACACUUAUUAUCGCGGUAGACUGGCUCUUAGACCGUUUUCGAACAACGAUAAAUGUUGUAUGCGAUGCACUCGGAGCUUACGUCGUCGAACAUAUGAGCAGGAAAGAACUUGAAGUAACUACAAGUUUCCCAGAAGAAACAAUUGAACUAGCCAGAGUAAGGAAAACCGACGCAUAAUUUCGCUCUUUUUCCUUUUAUUCCAAUUUUGCCAUGAUAUUAUGGAAACACAAUUUUACAGUGUUUAUAUUUUUUGUAUACUUUAUAGUCAAUUAUUUGUACUAAUGUAUACUCAUGCUGGGUGCAUGAUCUUAUUUUACAUAGCGAUCUAUGCAUAUUUAUAUAAUUGCUAAAUAUUGUUACCAGCAAGAUACUUAUUUAGAGAUUUAACGGAAGAAGACAAUCUGCAUUCGUUUUCAUUUUUACGAACAUGUUAAACACAUUGUUUGUUGUUUUAUUUUUUCGUAAUAAUUUUAUAUUACAAUUGUUAUUAUACAUAAAAUAAAAUUAUUAUAUAAUUCAUAAUAAUAUGAAAACAUUCCAUAUAUUUAUUGAAUACAGCAAAUAUAAACAAAUUAUAUUGGA
Hylaeus volcanicus is the source of this 2075-nucleotide messenger RNA. It is a transcript of the gene Eaat1, whose product is annotated as excitatory amino acid transporter 1. Gene Ontology annotation, cellular component: plasma membrane. Bases 252 to 1670 code for a protein of 472 amino acids. Gene Ontology annotation, molecular function: L-glutamate transmembrane transporter activity; neutral L-amino acid transmembrane transporter activity; glutamate:sodium symporter activity. The record is from RefSeq and is a predicted model, not a curated record. The transcript is spliced from 10 exons. Lineage: Eukaryota; Metazoa; Arthropoda; Insecta; Hymenoptera; Colletidae. Gene Ontology annotation, biological process: L-glutamate transmembrane transport.